AUGGCACCAAAGAAGGACCCCAAGGCAGCGGCUCCCAAGAAGGCCGAACCCGCACCCGCUGCAGCACCGGCCCCUGAGCCUGCACCUGCACCGGCCCCAGCUGCUGUGGACCUGUCCGCCGUAAAGGUGGAGUUCAGCGCGGACCAGAUUGAAGACUACAGGGAGGCCUUCGGUCUUUUCGACAGGGUGGGUGACAACAAGGUGGCCUACAACCAGCUCGCCGACAUCAUGCGCGCUCUCGGACAGAACCCCACCAACAAGGACGUCACCAAACUGCUGGGAAACCCCUCAGCCGAUGACAUGGUCAACAAGAGAGUAGAGUUCGAGGCUUUCCUGCCCAUGCUCCAGACCAUCAUCAACAGCCCGAACAAGGCCGUCUUUGAGGACUACGUUGAGGGUCUCCGCGUUUUUGACAAGGAGGGAAACGGCACAGUCAUGGGCGCUGAGCUUCGUAUUGUGCUGUCCACACUGGGAGAGAAGAUGACCGAGGCUGAGAUCGAUGCCCUCAUGGCCGGACAGGAGGAUGAGAACGGAUGUAUCAACUAUGAAGCCUUUGUGAAGCACGUCAUGUCUGUGUAA
Knipowitschia caucasica is the source of this 579-nucleotide messenger RNA. Lineage: Eukaryota; Metazoa; Chordata; Actinopteri; Gobiiformes; Gobiidae. The record is from the annotation of a GenBank genome assembly.